Molecule: messenger RNA, 965 nt
Organism: Bolinopsis microptera
Lineage: Eukaryota; Metazoa; Ctenophora; Tentaculata; Lobata; Bolinopsidae
Exons: 5
Coding region: 137-649 (170 amino acids)
Source: RefSeq, a predicted model, not a curated record
CGAUGCAAGCUGCCAUAAACAAAAACACCUCGUUCACUUGACAUACGUUGCAUGCCACUUUUCACUUACUCUUGACCUUGUACUUGAAUCUUUUGUGCCUAUUGAUCGUCAUUUCUGUUUUUCAAGACGAAUCAUAAUGUCGAUCAGUAUCAGAAUAUGUGGACAGGGGUUUUUUCUCCAUGAUAAGUUGAGAAAAUUGGGCUGGCUGAUGGCCGGGGAUGGGGCUGUAUCGUAUUUCGCUAAUAUCUCUAUCGGUUUCACUACCGCGGACUUGGCACCUAUUAUGAUGUUGAUGGCGGCGCUGUCAUGUGCACUUUGCUUUAUCAUACGAUCGUUAGAACUUCUUCAUAAACAUGGGAAGAUCAAGUUCAGCCUUUUUAGUGACAAGAGACAAUUAGUCGCCAUUGUUAUCUUUCUCACCGGAGGUGGAGGAUUUGUGUUCGGAGUAUGUGGUCUAGUCCGGUACAUCAUUGUCCUUGAACCAAUCUUCGCUAAUCCAUAUUUAUUUACUUUGUGGCAAAAAACAGAUUCCGCACAACAAUUCUAUUGGGCUAUCAACGGGGUGAUAGCUACAGCUAUCAAUACUGUCGUCGCUAUUGUGCAGAUCAAGAGGAGUGGCCAGGUACAGGUCGAGCAAGGACAUGGUUAAAUUGUUACUUUUUAUAAGAUUGUGCACUUCUGAUCAGUAAAUCCAGAGAAAUGUAAUGUUUUCGUUAGAAACUUUGCGUUAGAAAUGAUUUUUGUAGCAGUUUAAGUGUCUAGUACAGUAUUUUAGUUUUGGUUUAGAUUUUUAUUUGAAUGUAAAUGUUUGCUAUUUUAGCGCGAGUUUAUAAUUUGAUAGAUAACAAUGUAUUAUAUUAUGUAUAAUAACAAACUGUAUACACCAUUUAAAUAUUCAAAACCCCACGAAGGAAAUAAGACAUCCUAAUAUGGUGAUCACUAUCAGUGCAGACCAAACAGCAAAA